AUGUGUGAAAUUGAGGACUGUGAAGAUUCAAAAAUUGAAAUCGCUGGAGUUAAUACUAAAUAAUUAGGAUUAUAAAAAUUAAGAAGUAGUAUAGGAAUUAUACCAUAAUUUCCAUUUUUAUUUACUGGAAGUCUUCGAUCAAAUUUAGAUCCAUUUGGUUAAUAUGAUGACUAAGCCAUUUGGGAAGCUUUGGAGGUUACUGGAUUAAUUGAAUAUGCAAGAUCAUUCUCUAAAGGUUUACUAACUGAUAUUUGUGAUGUUAAUUCACUCUUCUUUUUGGGAUAAAAAUAACUAAUUUGUUUGGCUAGAAUUCUAUUAUAAAAGAAGAAGAUCAUUGUUUUAGAUGAAGCAACUGCUAAUCUUGAUAUGAAGACUGAUGAUUUUAUCUAAAAUACUCUUAAGUAACAGCUUAAGGAUUGUACUCUUUUUACCAUAGCUCACAGAUUGAAUACAAUUGCUGAUUAUGAUAAAGUUAUGGUCAUUGAAAAUGGAAACGCAAUUGAAUUUGAUACGCCUUUCAAUCUUAUGGCAUAAUCACUUAAUUCGACAACUAUAGAUAGAAAAACUCAGUUUUCUUAUCUUGUUUUUAAUACUGGAGAAUCUAACUCUAGAGUUAUUUUUGAUAUUGCCAAAAAUAAAUUGAUUAACUCUAACAAAUGA
Messenger RNA from Paramecium primaurelia, 660 nucleotides. NCBI's taxonomy places the organism in Eukaryota, Ciliophora, Oligohymenophorea, Peniculida, Parameciidae. The record is from the annotation of a GenBank genome assembly.